AUGAUUAUCCAAUUCAAUAUUGUUGUCGUAUUAGCAUGUAUUUCAUUUGUUGAGAAUUCUCAUUUUCGUGGUGAUACAAUCACUUGGCGUCCCUUCAACAGUACGCCCUCUGGAAGUACUGUUGACAUUCAAAUCCGCCAAAGAUACUCAUGGAAUCGUCCUGUUUACUUUUGCGAUGAUGUUUAUAUAGUUUCGUUAGGUGUUAUCCGUGAUCUCAGCAGUGUUUUCUGUGUAUCAGGCACAUGUUCUAAUUGGAAUUCUAAUCGAAUCUAUACACAGACAUACUGUACUGAUUAUAGUUUUGGUGGUGUCGUUAGUUCAGGAGAGGUCUAUUAUACGCGCACAGUACCAUUGAAUGCAGCUUUUAGCUCGGGUGAUUGGCUUACAAAUCUUGUUAUUGGUGGUGGUGGCUUGUGGAGUCUUGUUAGUCUAAUCAAUACCAUUGUUCGUGCAUAUGGCAUUAUAAACAGCAGUCCUAUUGCGACUACACUUCCCGCUAUAUAA
Messenger RNA from Rotaria socialis, 504 nucleotides. The record is from the annotation of a GenBank genome assembly. Lineage: Eukaryota; Metazoa; Rotifera; Eurotatoria; Philodinida; Philodinidae.